Messenger RNA from Hyposmocoma kahamanoa, 758 nucleotides. RefSeq names its product apolipophorin-3-like. NCBI's taxonomy places the organism in Eukaryota, Metazoa, Arthropoda, Insecta, Lepidoptera, Cosmopterigidae. The coding region runs from base 118 to 687 and encodes 189 amino acids. The transcript has 4 exons. Gene Ontology annotation, molecular function: lipid binding. Gene Ontology annotation, biological process: lipid transport. Gene Ontology annotation, cellular component: extracellular region. The record is from RefSeq and is a predicted model, not a curated record.
AUAUUCCUCUGUUGCGGUUCGCGCCCAUUUAUACGCCGCCACCGCCAGUUCCGGCGCAUUCCCACGACGCCCUUCGCGCGAACACGUCCGCUUCUCGUUUACUCCAACUACUCCGCUAUGGCCAAGUUCAUGGUUCUCCUCGUCGCCUGCCUCGCCACGGCGAGCGCGAGCGCGCGCAUGCGCCGUGACGCGCCAGCCGCCAGCUCUCCGCUCGCCGACAUCGAGAAGCACGCCAGCGAGUUCCAGAAGACGUUCAGCGAGCAGCUCAACUCGUUGGCCAACUCCAAGAACACGCAGGAAUUUAACAAAGCUCUCAAAGAAGGCUCUGACUCCGUGCUACAGCAGUUGUCCGCUCUCUCCUCGAGCUUGCAAAACGCACUGACCGACGCCAACGGAAAAGCGAAAGAGGCUCUACAGCAGACACAAGCGCAGCUGCAGCGCACGGCCGACGAGCUGCGCAGGUCGCACCCCGAGGUGGAGCAGCAGGCGGCGGCGCUCAAGGACAAGCUGCAGAGCGCCGUGCAAGCCACCGUUCAGGAGACGCAGAAGCUGGCUAAGGAGGUGGCGUCGAACAUGGAACAGACUAACCAGAAACUGGCCCCCAAGAUCAAGGAGGCGUACGAUGACUUCGUGAAGCAGGCCGAGCAAGUCCAAAAGAAACUGCACGAGGCCGCCACCAAGCAGUGACACGCCUGUGCCGACAAUUUACGACAAUACAGUACAUUUACUACAAUAUACUUUUAGGUAUUCGUGUUAAA